This is a messenger RNA of Indicator indicator, 1809 nucleotides long. RefSeq names its product spire type actin nucleation factor 1 (gene SPIRE1). The transcript is spliced from 15 exons. Gene Ontology annotation, cellular component: cell cortex; cytoplasmic vesicle membrane. The record is from RefSeq and is a predicted model, not a curated record. NCBI's taxonomy places the organism in Eukaryota, Metazoa, Chordata, Aves, Piciformes, Indicatoridae. Gene Ontology annotation, molecular function: actin binding. Gene Ontology annotation, biological process: cleavage furrow formation; actin nucleation; establishment of meiotic spindle localization. Bases 16 to 1809 code for a protein of 597 amino acids.
CAGCUUAUUGACCACAUGACUAAUUCCACAGAAACAGAUGGGAGUAGGGAUGAAGGCUAUGAUGCUCUGGAUGACGGGGUGGAGGAUGAUGAUGACGACGAUGAGGAAGUCGAGGCCAUUCAUUCCUAUAAAGACGUCAUGAAGCUGUGUGCUGCCCACCUGCCAACCCGGUCGGAGGCGUCGAACCACUACCAAGCAGUAUGUCGGGCUCUGUUUGCUGAAACCAUGGAGCUGUACACUUUCCUGGCCAAAAUCAAAAGUGCAAAAGAGAACCUGAAGAAGAUUCAGGAAAUGGACAAAGAAGCAAGUGAUGAAUCCAGCACAGAUCUUGACGACUUAAAAAAUGCUGACUGGGCUCGUUUCUGGGUCCAAGUGAUGCGAGAUUUACGGAAUGGUGUUAAACUCAAGAAAGUCCAAGAGCGUCAGUACAACCCACUCCCGAUAGAGUACCAGCUCACACCCUAUGAAAUGCUGAUGGAUGAUAUUAGAUCCAAACGCUAUACCUUAAGGAAGGUCAUGGUCAAUGGUGACAUUCCACCUCGAUUAAAAAAGAGUGCCCAUGAAAUAAUCCUGGAUUUCAUCCGAUCUCGACCUCCAUUGAAUCCUGCCUCAGCAAGAAAACUGAAACCAACCCCACCACGGCCACGUAGCCUUCAUGAAAGGAUACUGGAGGAAAUCAAGUCAGAGAGGAAGCUACGUCCAGUCUCCCCCGAUGAGAUACGGCGCAGCAGGCUAGAUGUGCCUACGCCAGAGGCUGGAAGAAAAUUAGUGGAUGCCUCUGUAGUGAACGGUGGCCUGGGACCACAAGGAAAGCAGAACGCGGCCACACAAGUGACAGUGCAGCGCAAGAGGCUCCUUAAGGCUCCCACGUUGGCUGAACUUGACAGCUCAGAUUCCGAGGAGGAGUCAGUGCCCAAAUCAGGAAGUAGCAGCAGCAUCUCCCCCUCUCAAACAGAAGACCCCUCUCAAGAAGGCACUAGCAGCAGAAAGAAGUAUAAACAGCCAAGGGUUCCUAGGAUAACCAGUUUAUUUCCAAGGAUGACUUUCAGACCACUUUUUUCAACUAUGCAAACAGCUUCUCUGCUCAGCUCUCAUCCCAUUGAAGCAGCCAUGUGUGGGGUGGCAGGGGCUAUGUACUAUCUCUGUGAGAGAGCUUUUGCCAGCAGUUGGAAACCCACAAAGGAGGAGUUCUGCUACCCAGUGGAAUGCCUGGCUCUGACAGUGGAGGAGGUCAUGCACAUCCGUCAGGUGCUGGUGAAGGCAGAGCUGGAAAAGUACCAGCAGUAUAAAGAUGUCUACACUGCUCUCAAGAAAGGAAAGCUCUGCUUUUGCUGCCGAACAAGAAGGUUUUCUUUCUUUACCUGGUCUUAUACUUGUCAGUUUUGUAAGAGGCCUGUGUGCUCGCACUGCUGCAAGAAAAUGAGGUUGCCAUCAAAGCCAUAUUCAACUCUCCCCAUCUUCUCACUGGGACCUUCCACCUUGCAAAGAGGAGAAAGCUUUAUGAGGCCAGAGAAACCCUCUACCAGUCACCACCAUUCGCUGCGGAGCAUGUCCAGGUUGACAUCAAGGUCCAAAUCUGUGGAUAAGUCCCAGGAAGAGUUUCCUAAAGAGUUGAUGGAGGACUGGAGCACAAUGGAGGUGUGUGUGGACUGCAAGAAGUUUAUUUCAGAAAUCAUCAAUUCGAGCCGGCGCAGCCUGUCCCUGGCCAACAAGCGAGCCAGGUUAAAAAGGAAAACGCAGUCCUUCUAUAUGUCAUCGGCAGGAACCUCGGAAUACUGCCCCUCAGAAAGGACUAUCAAUGAGAUCUGA